GAUCACAGCCUGCCGUACACCCUGAGUGCUCGCAACGGCCACCUACGCUUGAGCGAAAAAAUCCUCAAAGUAUAAGCAGCAGCGGAACGGCCCAAAUGAGGGCGUGAUCCUGCAGGGUCGGACGCGCUUGGUCACCGAGCGCGUACGCUUCCCACUUACGGACGACGGCCAUCGUCUCUCCAAUCCGCCUGCAUCCACGCCGCACAUCUCUCUCGUACUUCUCACUCGGAACUUCGAGACGAUCUUCGGCGACACUAACGCGACCACACCGCAUCUGGGCUUCCCGUUCCGAGGUGCCCAAGUCAGCCAUCCGACUAGCUCCAGCUGUACUCGCGACCCAGCUAUCCUGGCAUGAGCCAGAAGAACAACGCGCGUGCGAGCACGAGCAACGCGCAACCUAAUCGUCAGGAGGACGCGCAAGAGUGUCCAGCUCCAUGGGGAUCAUGGGUUGGAACCAAGUAUUACUCGUUAGAGGUCGCGCAGAAUCCUCUGAGAGCUCGUAUGUGUGGGUUCGGUGACAAGGACCGACGUCCUCUGGCUCCUGCAGCGGUAGCCAAGAUGAUCGUCCGGAGAGAGGACGGAAGUGCUGUAGAUGUAGACGACACAGAUACGUCCUUUUUCCUGGUGACUGUAGACCUCUGGUCGGCAGACGGGAAGCAGGAAAUGAACCUUGUCUUGCACCCUACGUCGGCUGACCGGUACGUGCCUACGAAUACCCCCAAACCCAAGCGGCGGGGCACCAACUCGACGGUGCAGCGGUCGAACAGCGGUAGGAAAAGCCCUACUUCGCCCGCACCCGUUGCCUCGGCGCCCACUCCUACUCAAGGCAGCCCGCAGUACAUACAGCCCUCUUCUGGAAUGCCCCCAUACAUUGGAGCUCCCCAAGGCUAUCCCCCUCAGGUGUUUCCCUACACCGCCCACCAGCCGCCAGUUUCGGAACCCUCAAGCUAUCAGUCGAUGAACACCUACGGAGCGCCGUCCGAUGCCCCUCAGUCAUGGGCGUAUCCCCCUCCUCCGACUUCGAUGGAACGCGCUUCGCAGUACCCGCCGGCCCCUGUCCUGCCUCCGAUCCACUCUCUCGGGAGAAACGGCUCGUCCAGUAACGGUUCUACGGCGACAGUAGGUUACAACUCCGCCAAUGCAUCAGGGACCGGAACGGGAGAAGGAUGGCAUCUCGAGAACCAAGGAAGGGAGGAUGCAGGUGGGAUGGGAUACCGCACAUGGCCUCCGGACGCUUCGUAUCCCCCGAUUGACAACAAUGGGGUCGCUCGUCCGCCCGGUGCGAUCGAAUCGUCCCUUCGGGCCUCGCAUGCCUCAGCGUCCAGUUCGGAAGUGCGCGAGAACUCAUACCCACAGGAACCAUACAAUCCGAUCGGACAGACCGGGGCGGCGCCGUCGCUCGAGGGCUCGGCCUAUGCGGCGGCACCGUACCCUUCUCAGCCGCAUCAACAGCCACCACCACCAUCACAGGCGCAUCAGCCGUCAUCCCAAUACCAUGAAGCUCCGUACGCCCAAGAUCCUACACCGCCAUCCGCUAUGCCCCCUUUGCCUCGACAUACGUACACGAGAACGCUCGUAGGACCCUUAUGCGCGAACGCCUGCCGCCUAUUGGACGAACAUCGCACGCCUGGCAUCUUCUUUCUAUUUCAAGACUUGUCUAUCCGCACAGAAGGGUCCUUCCGCCUCCGACUACGCCUUAUGAAUGUCGGCGCAUCCCCAGCACCUGAGCCUGGAUCGCGCUUCAUUAACACUGGAUUCUCUAAGAUUCUUGCUCAAACCUUCACCGAGCCGUUCAUUGUCUACUCCGCGAAACGCUUCCCUGGCGUGCCAGAAACUACCGCCCUCUCGAUAGCUCUCGGGAACCAAGGCCAGAAGUUACCUCUCCGUAAUCGGAAUACCUCCACGAAGCAGAGUCGUAAACGACCGCGCAGCGGCUCCGAGGGGUCGGGCGGGGAGGAGUCCGACGAUGCUUGACCGUUGUUGAUACCCCGCUAUAGUAUAUGGACAGUUUCCCGUACCA
Molecule: messenger RNA, 2020 nt
Organism: Rhodofomes roseus
Lineage: Eukaryota; Fungi; Basidiomycota; Agaricomycetes; Polyporales; Fomitopsidaceae
Product: velvet factor-domain-containing protein
Exons: 10
Coding region: 352-1974 (540 amino acids)
Source: RefSeq, a predicted model, not a curated record